Molecule: messenger RNA, 303 nt
Organism: Trypanosoma grayi
Lineage: Eukaryota; Euglenozoa; Kinetoplastea; Trypanosomatida; Trypanosomatidae
Product: retrotransposon hot spot (RHS) protein
Exons: 1
Source: RefSeq, a predicted model, not a curated record
GUUUUUGAAGAGCUGGGAGAGCGUGACUGUUAUGUUACAAGGGAAGUUGACCGCGUUUGGAAGAUUAUUGAAAAUGAUAUAGAAAAUUGGCUUGUUCAAAAUGCUGGAAGAGUAAGGGCCACGUUACGCCUUUUGAUUGGGACACCUGGUAUAGGGAAGUCGAUGGGAGCUGGUUCGUACCUCCUCUACCAACUGCUGCACUAUAACAAGGAACGACUUCUUUUUGUUGCAUACGUCAUUAAAGAUUUCGUGUAUAUCUUUGACAAGACCGGAGGUGAGGGACAAGGACGCGUGGAGUACUAG